UAUUCUCCUUAGCUUGCAAACUCUUUCGGUUUGUCUUCAUACUAUGAGCAAGAUAUUGUUUUUUGAACAAAAAGUUGAAGUUUUGGAUCGGAAACUAGCAAGAAACUCUGUGGAAGUAAAUGCUUAUUAGCUAGCUUAUGUUUAUUGUCUAUGCAAAGAGGAUUGUGAAUGCAUGGGUUCAAAUAGUAAGCUUUUCGGCUGGAUGCAUGGCAAGUUCAAUGGAAGAUCACAAAGCAACAAUACUAGUAGUACAAAGGUUCAUGCAUCUAACAAAAAUCAAACUCCACAAUUAGGAGCUCAGAAAGAGGAGUUUAGUGAUUGGCCUCAAGGAUUUCUAUCAAUCGGUACACUUUUUAAUAAAUCAACAAAAGAUGAUAAUAUUAAAGAGAAUUCUCCUCCAUCAUCUCAAAACCCUAUACUUGACUUCACAUUGGAAGAGGUUAAAGAGCUUCAAAAGGAGUUGAACGCGUUAAUGUCCUCAAAUGAUCUCAAUUGUUUAUCGAGUUUAGAUGCUAAUAGGAAAGAGGACGACGAAGAAGAGGAUGAUGAAGACGAAGACCAAUCGGACUAUCAACAUGAUGAUACAAUGGUCUUGUCUAACAACAAUAAAGCCAAAGAUGUGUACUUGGACUACAAUGGUAGUAAACUUAUUGGUAAAAAGUCAUUGAAAUUCCUCCUUAAGAAGGCGUUCAUUUGUGGUGUUGGAGGGAUGGGGCCAACACGUAGUCUAAAAGAUCCAACUCUUACGGUCCCUAAGUCGAGAAUUAGUAAGAUCUUGAGAGCAAUGCUUCGAAAGAAGAUAUAUCCCCAAACUUCUUGUCCAAAUAUGUCAAAAAAGAGGUAUUUGGGGAAUGUACAAACAGAAAGUUGCAACUAUGAUGAUGAUGAAGAUGAACUUGACAUCGAAAGAGAGAACAGAAUCAAGUGGGACAAAAGUGAUACAGAAUUUAUUGUUCUAGAAAUUUAACCUAUUCAUAGCAUGAAAGGCGAUUCUUAAGUUUUCAUCAAAUGGCUGAUCAAUUGAUUCUAUUCGAAGAGACCUUAUACCAAAAGAAAAUGCAACAUCUUUUGGUUCUUUCAUUCAUAUGCAGAGAUGAAAUUUGGUCAUUUUAUCUUGGUUUAUGAAGCAUCAUUUUGACCAUGGGAUUGAUAUAUAUAUGUACAAGAAGGAUUUUUUUUUUUUUUUUUUUUUUUUUGUUUUAGGACGGGGCUGUUCAAGAGCAAAUAAGGUGUAUUCUUGUAUAUGAAUUAUUAUUAAACUCGAUCUAUUCUUAUCAAAUAUUACAUGGGAAAUUGAGUAUUGUAAAAUAAUGCAAACAAUUGUACUGUAUUUCUAAACUUGAAUGAGUUGAACCUCUCAAGGUAAUAAUAACUAGUAUGUAGUGUAAUGAUUGAGUGACUAAUUCUAAAUUUUUAAGUUGAAUCUUUUUUACUACCUCCGCUUCAUAUUACUCGCAACAUUUGUCAAAAAUGGCCGCUUUACAUUACUCGCAACAAAUAUUUUCUUACCAAUAAGUUUUUGGCUGCGAAAUGACAUUUUACCUUUACUGUUUUUUUUAAAACAUCCUAAUUAAACUAUGAAUAUGUUCUUAUUACAUUAAACCCUAAGGUUAAUUAAUUUCACCUUACCACCAAAUUCAUUUCCCUCCUCCAUCUACAUUCAACAUCUUCCUUCAUAAGUUUUCUCUCUCUUCCUUCAUAAUUCAACAUCUACAUUCAACCACCACCUUCAAUGGCAACCACCACCAUCACCACCACCACUACCACCGAUCACUACCACCAUCAUCUUCAAUGGCAACCACCACCUUCAUCGCCGCCUCUAUUUUCUCUCUCUUCCUUUGCUUUUUGUUUCCUCAUUGCUGAUGAAACCCAAAUUCGAAGGUUUUAUAGUCAUAUUUAACCAUCAAAACUCUAGAUCUAGAGUUUUGAUGGUUAAAUUUGACCAAUUAAAGCUUUAAUUGAUGAUAGAGAAGGAUUUGUGGGUUUGUGGUUGGUUUGUUCGUGGUUGCUGGGUUCGUGGGUGCGGUGGCAUCGUGGGUUCGUGAGUUUGAUUGAGGGUUCGGUUUUGGUUUCGAUUGUGGGUUUGGUUUUGGUUUCGAUUGUGGGUUUGAUUGAUCUUCUGGGUUCGAUUGUUUGUUCUGGGUUUUGAUUGUGCAGGGUGGUACGGUGGGUUGUUGCGGCUAGGUUUGUGGUAGUGCUGGGUGCGUCGGUGGUGCUGGGUUCGUGGGGUUCGAUGCUGGGUGGUGGUGGUGGGUGGUGGUUUC
This is a messenger RNA of Chenopodium quinoa (quinoa), 2264 nucleotides long. RefSeq lists its product as uncharacterized. The record is from RefSeq and is a predicted model, not a curated record. The transcript has 5 exons. Gene Ontology annotation, biological process: regulation of growth; gravitropism. The coding region runs from base 173 to 967 and encodes 264 amino acids. NCBI's taxonomy places the organism in Eukaryota, Viridiplantae, Streptophyta, Magnoliopsida, Caryophyllales, Amaranthaceae.